This is a messenger RNA of Anthonomus grandis grandis, 5493 nucleotides long. RefSeq lists its product as uncharacterized. The transcript has 8 exons. The record is from RefSeq and is a predicted model, not a curated record. Lineage: Eukaryota; Metazoa; Arthropoda; Insecta; Coleoptera; Curculionidae. Bases 259 to 5052 code for a protein of 1597 amino acids. Gene Ontology annotation, biological process: cell differentiation.
GCGUUUCUUCACUUGUUCGCCGGCAUUCGUGCCGUGGUGUACGAGCGAGCGUUAUUCCUUUACGUGACUAUUCACGAGACAAAUUCCGUAAACAAAUAAACAAAAAUGCUACAAUUAAAAAGUAUGAAAACGGUGGAGAAAAAGUGCGUUAAAAAUAAACGAGGGUGAAGUGUUGUAGUAGUACUGAUUAUAAAGUGCCAAAUUAAAAAAAAAGGAGGAUUUUUAGUGCGCGCGUUAAAAUAACAUGAAACUGCCGAAAUGCCGUUCGUACAAAGGCUGAUCGAACCGAAGUACCUGUCCAAGGUAGUACUGUUUAACGAGGAUGGCACCCCGAAAGUUAAGGACGAUGAAUUAUUGGCGGUCACUAAUUUUACCUUGUGUAAUGCCCUCAGGCAGUUGGCGUCGUUAUCUUUGGUGGCCGAUGAUAUUUUUAAGGAGUUAGGUGCUCAACUGAGCGGUGUUUAUAAGAGAUGUGAGGAGGCGAGGGGCAGAAUCGCGGUUGUCGAGGAAAAGGUCGAGAAUUUUGAUCCUAAGAAGGUUCCAGUGCCUGUUGGUGACAUUUGCUCCUUUGCGCAGACCAAGGAACACUAUGCUGCCAAACAUCCUGUGGACACCAACUUGUUCCGGGUUGAUACUCGGCCAGAUACACUCAAGAGCCUCUAUGAAUCCGCAGCCAAGACUCCGGUGCAUGCGAUGCGACAACUGGACAGGUGGAGAAGAGAUGGAUACCGAUCGUCCAGAUUUUUUGUUUGCACUCCCGUUUUGGGAGCGAGAAGGAGAAGAAUCAGGGGGAAGGUGGACAUUGACAUUGAAACGAGAAUGCCUGCUGUUGUUGAAGACCUACGCAGAUGGACCUCAGAAGAAGCGCUAGGUGACGUCACUGUAGGACCCAGCUGCGUCAGCAAAAUCAACGGGGCGCUGAGUGACGACGAACAAACCGACGGUACCAUAGUUUCAGAUGACGAAGGGAUUGACCAUAAACUGCCUUCUCCCGAAGAACAACUUCAAGUGGUUGCUUUAAGAUUUCCUGCUGAGAUGGUGGCGGUGGACGUCUCCGGACGGAAUUUCGAUCGCAUGUCCAUGACUCGACGAUCAUUGAUGACCGGCGAAGUGGUAAAUCGCACAACAGAUGGCGACACCGUUAGAAGAAGAGGCAGAACGAGAAGGCCUAGAAACAGACGAAGAAACACUUUGGCCGGUACAGACCAAAAAGAAAUCCAAGACGCGCUCACGGCUGGGCACGAGCCGACAUCACCAGACAAUACUGCAGAAGAAACCCGAACUAACACCACAUCAGCCACAGUACCUCGAAGCAAAAGUAGCGACCUCUUACGCUCUAGCAGCAAAAAAGAAUCGCCAGAAGUAAAGAUAUCUCGCUUUAACAGCCUUAAGCAGUGGGGCAAGAAUCAGUACGAUAAGUUCCGUAACAAGAGCUGCGAAAAAAGCGACCUCAGCAUCUCUAGCAACAAGAACAAGUCGUCCGAGGACGGUUUGGACGAUUUUAACUUGUACGAAACUGUCACCAUGAAGAGGCGCAGAGACUUAGAUAAAGAACGUAAAACUCACGAGAGAAACUCCUCUAUUUCCAGCUCGGAAAAAUCCUUGCCAAUUACUAACACCGGAACCUUAUCGUCUGUGAUGAACAUUGCCGUUAAGCUAAGAGACAGUUCGCUGCAGCGCCGCCAGAGGCGCCAAGGAAACAGAGAAGAACCUCAUUCUUCUAGUGGUAACUGGAGUGCAAGCUCAGAAAGCGGAAGAGCCUCCAUAGGGUCUGAAAUAACUUCCACGACGCACCCCAGAAGUACCACCUCAGCAGCUACUAGCAGUAACUCUUUGAACCACCCUCCGAGCUCGGUAAACUCUAGACGGCGUUUUAACUUUAACAACUCGACCUCUGGCAGCGUCACAAGCGAGGGAAGCACUUUAACCCCAGAUAUUAUCCAUGAUCUGCAUGAAGAUGGGGACUCGGUUUACUCUUGUGAUACAGAAGGAUAUUAUACAUCGUUCCAUAUGGAUAGCGGCCUAAAGACCCUUAAGGAAGAGGAGCUGCCUGCUACUCCGCUGCUAAGCACCAGUGUCUUUUCAAACUCUAGCUCGAAUAAUACAGUAUUAUCUGCGGAGAAUGAGUAUGAACUAUUUGGUAAAGGUUCAACUUCUACAACAACUAGUUCAGCGGGUACAGUAUGUACUACGUUGCGAGCAUCUGAUAGUCACAGAAGCCUUGUCAUAGGCCCAGCGGUUCCUGAAAGGAAGAGCUCUCUCUCGAAUAAGUCUCACGAAAGUUCCCUGGAGCGGGAUAAAACUGGAACAAUAAAACGAAGCCCCGCUGUUAAUGCGAAACCUACUGUAGUGGCUGUGAUACAUAAGAGUUGCGAGACAGGUGGGGAUAUAUCACCAGAUAGUGGUCAUAACACCUCGAGCUCACCGAUUGAGAGUGUUUCGAGUCCCAAUGGAGUAAGAAGUGGAUCAGACUUUGAGUUUUCUGAGAGCUCAGAUAUGGAGGGGGCAGAAAGAAUCGAGAGGAUCAGAGUGAAAACGACAAUUAACUCCAGCAGGAUUCCGUCUAUGUGCGCCAUCACGCCUGCGAAUAGCGACGACGAGAGCUCGAGUAAUUCCUCUUACAAGAAGCAAAUUCAGGCCAACAACUUAAGAAACAAUUCGGACAACGAUAAUAGGAAUGUGGCAAACAAUCAACGAAUCAUCACGACGAAUAUUAAUGGCACCCAGCAAGUGUCUUUAGUAAAUUUCAACUCACAGUCUGGGUAUGUCACGGUGGAGAGCAUCGACCAGCCGGACAGCCGUAAGAUUUCCACUAUUAGAGCGCCAUCGCCCAGUGGAGGAUCUGUAACGAUCAUCAAAGAACCUGAGGAAGUUUCCAAUAAACCCCAAAGCCAGCCCAUCAUCAAAGCCACCCUGAUGCCUUUGAACAACAUGUUCGGCAAACUGAAAACCAACAUUUCUAACUUUGCAUCGCGAAGGGAUCGUAGCAAAAGCCCUGGCAAGGUCACCAACGAACCCCCACUAGACGACUUAGGAGAGUAUGUGACCUUGGCAGACGUAAGAAAUAACAAUGAAAAGUACCGAGCUGCGGAAGAUAAUACUUAUGUCAACGAUGUGGUUAACAAAAAUCUAGAAACUGUCCUCAGUGGCAAAAUAAGGGACACCGAAUACGUCUCACUUAACGAACUACCAGUGAUCGAGAACAACAACGUCUUCUCAGAAGCAUCAUCCUUAGAAAGAAAACGCCGCCAGGGUGCCAGAGUGAUGCUGGACGCGGAAGGCAAAGUGGUCUACAGCUCGGAUAGCCUCAGGAGACGCAAACAGCCCACCUCCUUUGAACCAGGUCCGUUUGUCAAACCCACAGCCAACCAAAGCCCUUUAUCCAGCCCCCAAAUGCUUCGAAACACCAAAACUAUUCGACCAGUAUUAACCACGGAAGACCAAAUGAAACUUAACGUGCCCCAAACGGAGUUUCAUCGCCCACUAUCACCCACCCAAGGGAAUAAAGUUAUAAUUAAGGCUUCAGGCACUCAACCGGAAAUAGUGAGAACUCCGUCCACAGUGGUGCAUCCUGCCAGUCCGAAAAUGCGUCCGUUAAGUCCAAAGGGGGCCUACGUCCACGUGCAAGCGGGAGGAGCGUUAUCGCCUAAGGAAUACAGAGAAGGCAUCAACCCUCCGUCGUCACCAAAAAGCCCCAUCGAUCCCGACCAAAUCCACCCAAAUACAAUGUUCCGGUACGCUGAGCACGACCCUUACUUCUAUCCUCCCCAGAACUACCAUAACCAAGGGGCGGGCAACUAUUACUCUACCCUUCCGUCCAAGAAAACCCAGUAUUUCAACUAUGAUACGCAACCGGAAAGAAGCGUUACCCCUGAUAUUACCCGGGGGCUUGAAAGGGUGGGCAUAUCAAGUUUUAAAAGUGACCAGAAUUUGCUCAGCAUGGGACAUAAAGUUGGCAUUCCAGUUUCUAUGCCACAGUUGGAACGUAGAAGAUCGCAGAGUCCUAGCUUUAGAUCCGAUAUUACUCGGCAAGAGGAGAGCUUUAAAGUUUCCCCCAUUGAUCCGAGGAAUUCUGGUGGUGGGUUUAAGGCAUCCACUCCUUCGCAGAUUAAAGCAGCAGAAAACUUGGAAAAUAAAUUAUUAUCCCCCAAAAGGAGUACCAUGUCCAAUGAGGAGCUGUACGCCGUAAUCCACAAAAGCAAAAAGAAACUUAAUAUUGAUGAUGAAUUUAGUAGAGGAGCUGCCUCACCUGUCCGGGAACCAGAAACGAGCACCCCAAAGAAAAUCUCUGUAGAAACUGGGUACAUUGGCUCAAGACAAAGCUGGUCCCCGUCAAAAGGAGAAUAUAUUGACUACAACGCGGAUAUAGAUAAGUUUUCACCCAUUAACGAGCCUAAAACCCGUCAAAGCUGGGCUUGCAACGACCGAAAAGGCCCUAAAAAGACCUCCACCCUAGACUUCAAAAAGCUGCUGCUACAAAAAAGCAGCUCCUUAUCCAGCAAUAAAAAGAUAUCAGCCGUAGAGCAGCUGAAAAUAUCAAAACAGCAAAUGCAACAACAAAAAGAUACCCCACCAAAAAACCCCACCGAUAUGACCAUUUUGGAUUUAAGUUCCUCCCCACGCAGUUUGGUUAACAGGCGAAUGUUAAACAACCCCCCAGGAAGCCCCGAGAGGGGCACAGUAGUGAAACCAGUGCCUAAAAUUUUAAGUCCCAGGUCUCAGUGGAGGUUUAACAGUCCCAGAAGUGAUGUGCUCUCCUCAACGAUUAUCGAACAAGACGAAACUAGUAGUAAUGCAUCGAGAAGUUCAUUGGAAAAGCGCAGCUUGCAAAGCCCCAGGAGUUCAGUAGGGAGUAGCAAAAGCAGCCCCACGGCCGACACGAAACGAAGUUCCUUAGAAAAUUCCGACAAUAAUCGCGAAUCGAGUACAAAAAAUAUGUCAAUUAGCGAACGACUUUCGGCUCAACGGGCCAAAUUCUUUGCCGCCAAAAAUGUUGACGAUAGUAGUCAGAAGAGUAGUAAGUUGCCUCCGACGUUGGAGACGGCUUUUUAGUACAGAGAUGCCAAAUAAAUGACAGAUUUAUUGUAUAUAGAGUAACUAUUUAAAUAUGUACCAAUAGACUCAAUAAAACAUAAAGAUAUUGACUCAAAGUUGCAUCAAUUUUAAAACUUGAUUGUAUAUAGUAAACCUUUAUUGCUGUGUUAUAUAUUGGACCUGUUUUAAAUGAAAUUUUAGUUUUUUUACACAGAAUGAUCUAGAGUUUUAUGCUGAUUUAAUAUGUGUAUUAGGAUUUCUAGGUCAGUCUGUUUCUUACAGUAGAUUCACUCUAGUCUUGUAGUAUUUUUGUUUUUAUUUCACACUUUUGUUGUAUAAUUUUAGUUUUAAUUGAUGGUGUUUUUUAUGCUGCCGCCAUGCAUCUGGCAAACUAUUGCCAACAUUAUUUAUAUGAAAGCUUAAUAUAUUGAGGUUUUGUAAAUAAAUAUUCCUUUUAUA